This is a messenger RNA of Limulus polyphemus (Atlantic horseshoe crab), 7869 nucleotides long. Its product is annotated as ubinuclein-2-like. The coding region runs from base 107 to 4165 and encodes 1352 amino acids. The transcript is spliced from 15 exons. Lineage: Eukaryota; Metazoa; Arthropoda; Merostomata; Xiphosura; Limulidae. Gene Ontology annotation, cellular component: nucleus. The record is from RefSeq and is a predicted model, not a curated record.
CCGGUGUCAGAGUAGAAUGGCGCUGAAAUCGUGUAGAUUUUGAAUUGUGAAAACAUAAAAUUAAAGGGAAAAUUCCCUAACUACCUAUUCCAGAUGAAGACUAAGAAUGGCAGAACCCCGAAGGAUUGCAUUUGAAACAGUUGGAACACUUACGAAAGACAAUAAGCCUAAAGAAUUGUUCCCAACGUAUCGUUUUAGUCUCACGCUUGAGGAAUCUAACGACAAAACAUGUCCGGAGUUUUCGUAUAACGACUUGGUGAAAAGCACUCGGGGUGAUCAGGACAUUAAAAAGAAAACAACAGAUGAUGAUCCAUUUGAUGAUGAUGAUGAUGAAGAUAAGCUUCGAAAAAUUGCCAAAAAGUUUGAAGAAAAAUAUAUUGACCAGUGGGAAGACUAUAUUGACAGAGGAAUGGGAUAUGAUGAGACUGAUCCAUUUAUUGAUAAUGAAGAAGCUUAUGAUGAAUUGGUUCCUUCAACAUUAACUACGCAGUAUGGAGGGUUUUACAUCAACUCUGGAGGUCUAGAGUUUCGAACAGUUUCAGACACAGAAGAGAGUCCUGAAGGACACAAGCCAAAACGAAGAAAGCAUAAGUACAAAGAAUUGCUGGAACGAGAAGGAAAAAGAAGGCGUAGAAUUAAAGAUGGAGAUCACAUACCUAAGAAAAGAGGAAGAAAGCCACUUGACAAGUCUCUUAGUGCCUUAGGAAGACCAAAGAAGAAGACUCAACCAACAGUUGCAGCUUUACUUCAACAACACAAAUCACAGCUUCAGCAGCAACCAGAACUGCUUGUUGGGGAACAUGGAACAUCCUUGAGUUGCUCACCCUCUUCUGUCGAUAAUGUAGAAGGAGUUGUGCCCAAAGAUAAUGCAAAAAUAAAAGAUGCUAUUGAGUCUGUGAUCAAAGCAGCUGGAGAGGAAAUAAUUAGUAAUGGGAACAUAGGUCUCACAACAGCAAGUAGUGAUAGUGAAGAUGUACGACAAGCUGUUGAUUCUAUGGGAGCUCCAAAGCUUCCAGAAAACUUGCCGGCUGAAUUGGAUGAUCUAUUGACCAAAAUUAAACAGGCUGCAUAUACAUCAGAGGAAGGAAAGUGCAAGUUUUUCUCUAAUGAUGUGAACACAAUGCUCUUAAAGAUUGAACUGAAAUCAAGAGAGCUGUCUUGUAGCCAGCGUUCAAUGAUUUACACCCACCUGGCUUUCCACCUGCCAUGCACGAAAGAGACCAUCCUGAAAAGAGCAAAGAAACUUCGUUUAGACCAAGAGGAUGAAAAACUUAGAGAACCGUUACAGUGUCUGAAAGAUGCAAUUUCAGAAGCAAUCCCAUUGAUGGAACAGAAAUAUGCAGAAGCUUGUCAGAAGGCAUCAUUAGAAGGGAGUAAAGGCAAUGAUAAGGAUUCAACAGACUUGCAAGGUACUGGAUCAGAAGAAGAUAGUGAUGAACGAGAAGAUGGGAAGAUUUCAAAACUACCUAGAAAGAAAUUUGAAUGGAAUAACCACUUAAGGAAACUCUUAUGUGAGGUGGUGACUAUCAAACUUAAAUGUUAUGAAGUAAAGAAAACCAGAACCCAAUCAGCAGAAGAGUACUUGAUGGAUUUUCUUGGGUCAGAAGUAAAGACAUUAUGGCCAGAUGGCUGGAUACAAACAAGGGUCCUUCUCAAAGAAAGUCAAGAUGCUCAUCAUUAUCUAACAAAUAGGCCAAGAAAGUCAACGACCAUUUGUAGAAAAAUUGGAGUUUUAUCUAGCACUAGUGUUUCACCUUCGAGUGUUGGAAAACAAACUGGUGCAACAUCAUUAUGUCCCAGCAGCUCACCUCCACUGGAUGGUCAUGAACAGAAUUUUAAUACUACAAAAUUGGACUUGUCUGAGCAAACCAUUUCAAACUCUGUGGAUAGUGGAACAGAAAGUGAAAUAGUUUCAGCCAUCAGAAAUACAGUGCCUGAAGUAAAGAUUAAGUUAUUGGAUUUUUCUGAGCUUCCUUACCCUGUACAACAUGAACUUAAAGCUACAGCUACCUCAAAAGAUAUCAUUCCCACAUGUGCAACUACCUCAGUGAAAGCAGAAGUUGAGGUUAGGUGUUCUGGGUCCUUUAGUGCCAAAUCAUCUGAGCUAUCCUCUAUUAAACCUGUAUCUUUAGGAGAACCAAUUUCUUUAUCAGUGAACAAAAAGGAGUCAGAAAAUAUUAUACCUGAUGCUUUAUUAACCAGUCCACUUUCAGAUAAGAGUAUAUCAAGUGCUUUUAUAGCAAAACCUCUUCCUUGUAGCACUGAACCAGAAGUUACUGAACAAUAUAAGACUCAAACUGUUAUAGCUGAACCUUCUUUCAUGAAAAUUGAAAGUGUUGAUCUUAAACCCUUAAAUGAUUCAUUGUUAAAGCCAGAAAAUAUUGUUGUAGAAAAAGUACAAGAACAAGUUCUAAGUGGAAGUGAAAAAUGCAAAGCUCCUUUUUCAACUUCUUCAGUUUCAGGGAAGACUUUAUCUCAGGUCUCGUUGCCAUCAAAAAAUAUCUUGUCCCUGGUAACUUCUUCAGAAACCACUGCCAAACCUGUUUCUCAUGGUUCUCUAGCUUCUGAUAUGUUAGAUCGUAUAAUUUGUGCCAGUUUGGGAAACUUUCCAAAUUGUGGAUCAUCUGUUUCAGAAACUUCAGGAUUGGUCCAUCUAGUUAAGAAUGAGUCCCAUUCUUCUGGAAAGGUCCUGAAUACAUCAGUGAUCCAAAAUCAAGGGAAAAACGUAAUUACAAGACCUUUAUCACAGCCAACAGAGGUUCAACAGUGUGCUCAGUUGUCACAGAAGUCUGCACUUGGCAACACUAGCAUAAGCAUCUUGAAAUCUUCAGUUAAAGCUGCACUCCAUCGUAGAGAACCUUCUCAGGAAGCUAAGCUUAUUUCCAUUGGAUCAGAGCAGCAGAAAGUUGCAACACCUGCUUCUGUUCUUUGUAAUUCUAAUUUACAACAAAAUGCCUCAUCUGUGCCCUCACCCUCUGGUGUUAAUGUAGUAAGUAAUUCUGAAUUUAGUACUGUUCCACCUAUUAUGCCAUAUCAUCCUUAUGGGUUUUUAGAGGCCUUUAAAAAAUCCUUAGAAGGUAGGAAUGUGAGACAAGAUAAUAAUGUUACUUUAUCAUCUUCAAAGUCCCCAGAAAAUGUUAAAAAAGAAACAACACCCAGGACGUCACGUUUGAGUAUUUCUGGUGUUAGAAAUAAGUCCACCCAUUGCUUUAACAGCACACAGGGUGCUUCUCAAGCUCUACAUCAGCCAUCUGUUACCCAGUUUACCUCGCAAGAUCUCAUGUAUCAAUUAAUUGACAGUGCUAUCCAAGAAAGUUCUUUAAAUGAUAAGAAACCUAACCGAACAUCAACAGGACUCCUUGAAUCUCAAGUGCAGCACCAGCAUUCCUCUUCAGAACAUCCUUUGUCAACAGGACUCAAUUUAGAAGGCAUGAAAGGGUUUCCUAUCCCAAGACAGCAUCCAAGUUCUGGUCAGUCACAGAUCUUGUCCAAGCCUGCCUCUGGUUCUUAUUCGUUACAUCAUGCAGCUUUAGCACAAUCACGUGACCCAGGUUUUAUAAGCCCUGCUCCCUCAAAGUCUCCGUCUCCUCAACGGGUGAAACCAGUACACAGCCCCAGUCCCAAAACUACAGUGCCACUGCCAACCAUGAACAAUCCUUUUCCACCAAAAGCUUCACAUUUCACUCAAGCUGAACCUUCUGCAUCUUGGAAUACACAACGACAAAACCAUUGGAGAGGAACACCUUCUCCAACAUCUAGUUACUCAACUCAACAACAGUACCAGAAUUUGCCAGCCAGUCCAGUAUCAUCACCUUCAAUGGUUUAUUCUGGGGUGACAUCCCCCAUGGGUCACCAACAACAUUCAUUCUCGCCUCCAGUGAACAUUCCUCCUCCUGCUCAUAGAUAUAGCCCUUCACCCAAGCAAGUCAUAGCUCAUCAUACAUCCAGUCAGCCUCUUAAGCCUGUAGGUUCUCCAUCUCCAUUUCCUCCAAAUCAGAGUAGUUCACCUAGCCCGGCACAUCAACUAGUUAACGUCCAACAGCAUUAUCAUACUCCUCAGAGCCCCAUUUCCUACAACCAAGAUUAUGCAUCUGGAGCCAUAGUUGGACAACAGAUAGGUGGAAUUCAUAUGAGACAAGGAUCUGGUCAGAAUACAUCACAGUAACCAUACCAUUGACUCCAGUAUCCACCAUUCUAUUGUACAUGCCAAGACUACACAAAUGUAAAAGUUCUAUUUAUCUAUUUCAUUUUGUAUAAGAAUCUCAAGACAUAUUCAGCUGCCUCUUGUUAGCAACUUUCAAUUGUGUGAAUCGUCUAAAUAUAUUUUAGAGAACUUUCUGUUAACAGUUUUUAUUGCUUCUGUGGAUUUUCCAAGAAGACAGCUAAAGCAAAAAGGAAAUCAAUAAAAUAUGGACAUAACUGUGGAAAUGCAAUUUGCAGGACUAAGAAUGUAAAUAUUAUAAUUUUAUAUCUCUUGUUUAAUGAUUUAUCAGUACAGUGGUGUGUGGUCAUGUGUUCAUAAAACAUCAUGAAGCCAAAAUAUUGUAAGAUUUUUUUCCUCUCAAAAUAGUGUUGGAAAUGUGAAUUUGAUAUCAUUCAGUAUGAUUACUAUACUAUUAUUUCCAUGUCACACAUUUUUCUGUGUUUAUUAUUUUGUAAGUGACACAUCAUCAGAUCUUAAUGGAGUAAUUGUUCUCAACUGUUUUCCAUGAGAAAAAAAGAUACAUUUUAUACAGUUCACAAUAUUUCUAUGCAAACUUCAGAUAUUUUAUUGCAUUGAUUUGGAAAUUUUAUCAGUAACUUAUUGGAUUCUGUGGUAUGAUAAUUUUUGCAAAAUUUAGUGCAGGCUUAGAACUUUCAUUUAAAAUCUAAUUUCUAAAUAAGAGAAUGUGAGAAGAAACAUAACAACAAAAGCCCUAUAUUUCCUUUUAGUUUUCAAACCCAGAAGUUUGGUGAAGAGAACAAUAUUGUGUAAUAUAGAAGUGAAAGAGUGCUACAUCAUAUUAUAUGGAUUGGGGGGGGGUGAACAUGUGUAAAUGUUUCUGUAUCUCUUGUAGUGUUACAAAUUUUUAAUUUACUGAAUAGAUAGGUUUAAUCUUUUUUUUUCCUUAAAGAAUUGGUUAUGAUGUAUAUGAGAGUAGAAAUACAGAUACAUUCUACUGAAGUAUAUUUAUUAUUUUAUAUCAGCUUUAUAUAAAGUAAGGCUAAAUAAUGAAGAACCUUACAUAAUAUAGUUCUUGUUUGUUCCACAGAACAGUGGUUUUGAGAAACCUUUGUUCUACAUCUUUUCUGAACACAUCGUGUUCUAAUUAUGUUUUAAGAAACGUAAUGAGGAAUCGUUUAUUAAACAGUUUUCACUGAAAAACUCUGCCCAAGUAAUGAAUUCUGUCUGCAUCUUUUAUAUGAGAUUUUACUGCAUAAUUAAUGCAAAUAAUUUCAUUUAGCAAGGUAGUUUUAAACAGUAUGAUAAUUUGUUUUGUUUUUUACCAAUUAAGAAAUACUUCUGCCAUUAUAGAAUUAAAACCCCAAAUUUUAAAUUUAAGCUUUUCAAUUUAUACAACAUCAGAUUUUAGGUUAAAUGAAUAAUUUUAUAUAAUGUGUUAGCAUGCUAAAAUUUAGUAUGAACUUUCUGGUCUACUUUAGUUUUAUUAGAUCUAUUUUUGUAAAGCUGAGCUUAAUGAGGUUAGUAUGUAUAUAAGUGCCUUAACUGUCAAAACACUUGAGGUAGUAGGCUACAGUUUAGGCAGGUGGACAUAGUUGUGUGAAGUAUUGAUGUUAGUUUACCAAUUCAAGAUGAAAUACAACCCUUUAUAACUUGAAUUUAUAGGUUCAUCAUAUUAUUUCACUCAGCUGUGAUAUUGAAAUUUAUUUACAUACUUUUUUGCAUAAUUUAUAAACAUUAAAAAUACUGAUUUGACUCUUACCAUUAAGUUUUAUAACAAGCUGUUUAAUCGAUCCUCUCCAUACAACAUCCACUUACCUCAUGUCAUCAUAAUUGUUUUUUACUUCUAUACAAACACAUGACAAGAAUCAUCUGAGUGACUUGAUGUUUUCUUACUAUCUCUUGAAGAGGAUGGGUUACUCAAACUUCACAGGCACGUUUAUCUAUAACAGUAAACUAAGAUCUUUUGAUGCAGAGUAGUGUAGAUUUGAAUGAACUAUUCAGUAAUGUACAUAUUAUCUAACAUUAUGCCUUUAUGUUGUUUUCAAGUUAAUAACUUAAUUAAACAGACAUGAUUCCUUCUGUGAUGUGGAUGCCAAUAUUACCAAGAGAUGAUGUAAAAGAUCUUCCAAACUCUCCUGAUAUUAUACAUAUAAAAAAGGAGCUUCUGGCACACCUCACCAUAGAUAUUAAUGAACGUAAAACUAGUAUCCACUUUUUUGAUAUUGGCUGUAGUUUAUUCUGAGAAUCUUUUUGGCAUUAGGUAUGAUAAAAAAAAAGUUCAUAAGAGGGGAGGAGAUCCCCUCUUUUUUGUUAAGUAGAGAAGUAAGAAGUAGGAAACUUCUAAUCAUCAUCAUAUCACUUGUAGCAGAUGUAAGUUUGUGAAUAAGAACAAGUAACAUGAACUUUUUAUCAAAAAUGGAAGUAAGUUCACAAAAUAUUAAUGAUUUCACUAUCUGAAGUUAAAAGGCAUUGCAGUGAAGUUUAAAGAAAAUGAAAAUAAUGUUUAGUUGAUUUUCUGUUGGCGUGUUAUUGAUUAGGAUCGAAGAUUAUUAUAAGCACUAAAGUUGAAAGGCUUUUAAAAGUUUUGCUGUUUGUAUUAAAAUGAGUGUAAACUAUGAAUUUGUAAGACUGUUUUUUGAACUAAAACCUAAUUUUUCACUUAUGUUUUAUAGAAAUGUUGAGCAAAAGCUGUUUUAAUGUUUCUUACAUACAAAUCUCUUUCUUUAUAUAUAUAUUUCAUAAACUUUUAAAAGUCAAAUAGUAGCACAUGUUUCAAUAAUUUCUUACAGGAUAUGCUUACACUUACAGAAAAGUAAGAUUAUCAGAUAAAGAAAGAUCUUAUCGCAACAGAUUACAAUGCAAACAAACUGAAAUAUUGGAAAUGCAAAUUAAAAGAUAUACAGAACUAGAUUUUUAGAUAAAAACAUUUAAGAAAGUUUAUUACUACCACUAUUUAUUAUUAUUACUAUAAUAUCAAACAUAUUAUGGCCAUUUCUUACUUAUGUACAUUCAAGUUGUUUCAUUCUGUGCAUUAGUGUAUGAUUUGUUGUAGAUAAAUGUAUAGUUUGUUGCUUCCUAAUUAAAAGAAAUGUUUAGUUUGGAAAGUUGUAGAAAAAGUACACUGGAAGUUCAACAUAAGAAAUAAAUUUUAGUUCAAGCUGUAUGAAAUCUGUCUCAUAUAGAAAUAUCAAAUAAUGUAAAAUGUAAAUAAUCCCAAAAGUUUGGGUAAUCAUAGUGUGAAUGGUAAAAUUAACACCAACUAAAGUAUAUUAUUGAAUGAGUUUGUAGAAAAAAAACAUAUAUAUAGAUACAUAGAUAUUGUGUUUUUAUUUAUAGAUAAUUUUAGAACACUUUUUAUAUCUUAGUAAAAAAUAGCUUGACCAAUGAAAAAAAUUCAUUCUUCCAAUAUUUACUAUGCAAAACUCACCUGUGAAAUUGAUUAUGCUUUACCUUUGUUUUUUUUCUUUACACAGUAGUACAGUGUCUAAGAGAUACAGAAAACAUUUGCUACUUCAGACAUCUGGUGUGUUUUGUUUGGGGUGGAAUGGAAAUUAGUUCUUGGUUCAGAACAAUGAUGUUAUUUCUAAUGGUAAAGUUAAAGUUCCGAGAUCUUCCAAAAUGUAGUGAAAAUAUACUUGUAAAUUACAAGUAAAAUUACAAUGAAUUUGAAAACACUUUUUAACAAAAGGGGAGUUUCUCUGUUA